AGGGACAAGAUGGCUACGGAACCAAAUAAGACUGAAAUCCUCACCAUUUUCAAAAGAUUAAGAUCUAUUCCGACAAACAAGGUAUGUUUUGACUGCGCAGCAAAAAACCCCAGCUGGGCGAGUAUUCCCUAUGGUGUGUUCUUAUGCAUUGACUGCUCUGGCAUCCACCGCUCACUGGGAGUGCAUCUCAGCUUCAUCAGAUCCACUGAGUUAGACUCCAACUGGAACUGGUUUCAGCUUAGAUGUAUGCAGGUGGGAGGCAAUGCCAAUGCGACUGCAUUCUUCCGCCAGCAUGGCUGCUCUACAAAUGACACCAAUGCCAAGUACAAUAGUCGUGCAGCCCAGAUGUACAGGGAGAAGAUUCGGCAACAAGCAAAUGCCGCGUUGUCCAAAUAUGGCACAGAUCUAUGGAUUGACUCUUCUGGAGGAAGCACUACCACAGCCCCUGAGAAGAAAGAGACAGACUUUUUUGCCGAACAUACACAGCCUGCUAACGACUGGAGCAUGGCGCCGUCCUCUGAGCAAGAGCAGAAUGGAGCCACUGUCACCCCACAGCUGACGGACACAGCACCCAAAGGCCAGGAUGACAACCAGCCAGAGGAAGGACCGAGCAUUGAUGGUCUGAGCACAUCACCCAAAGCUUCCAUUGAUGUGAAACCUUCCAUUAUUGGAAAGAAGAAGCCCAUGGCUGCCAAAAAAGGGCUCGGUGCAAAGAAAGGUCUCGGUGCCCAGAAGGUGAGCAGUAAGAGUUUCUCUGAGGUGGAGAAACAGGCGCAGGUGGCUGAGAAGCUCAGAGAGGAGCAGGCUGCUGAGGCAAAGAAACAAGCCGAGGAAUCCAUCGUGGCCUCGAUGCGUUUGGCUUACAAAGAGCUGGAGAUCGACAGGAAGAUGGAGGAAAAGAAGCUUCAGACCAUGGAAGGCAAGAAGAGGGAGCAGGCCGAGAGGCUGGGCAUGGGCUUUGGAAACAGGAGCGCCGUGUCUCACUCAGUGAUGUCAGAGAUGCAGGUGAUCGAGCAGGAAACCCCUGUGGGAGCAAAGUCCUCCUCUCGCUCCAAACUGGAUAUGUUUGAUGAGCCGGGCUUCACCUCUGGACCCCCGAAGUAUAAGGAUAACCCAUUUACAGUUGGAGAUAGUUUUGGGUCCCGGUGGGACACUGAUGGAGGAAGUGCCUCCUUCACCACCUCCUGGGCUCUGGAGAAAGAGGACCCCAAAGAGGAGGUCACCAUCUCUAGUAUUCAGCCAAUUGGGGAGAGACUUCCCAGCAGAAGAAAAGCCGAGGUAUCGGCUCCAGUGUCGGAGUCGAGCGAGGCCAGGCAGAAGUUUGCCAACGCAAAGGCGAUCUCUUCUGACAUGUUCUUUGGUCGGGAGAGCAGCGCCGAGUACGAUGCGAAGACAAGACUGGAGAGCAUGUCCGGGAGCACCUCCAUCAGUUCAGCUGACCUGUUUGGGGAUGGCAGUGACCAUAAAGGGAGGGCAUCAGGCUUUGACAGUGUGCUCCCCUCCGGCCCCGACAUUGCACAGUUCAAACAGGGAGUGAAGACUGUAGCAGGCAAGAUGGCUGUCCUCGCUAACGGUGUCAUGAACACGAUCCAGGAUCGUUAUGGCUCCUACUGAUCGGCCCUGACGACGAGCAGCAGCCUGUGGGAACACACACUAACUAACGUCUGCGUAGAGCCAACCAGCCUCCUGACUGACACGUGCAUUUGGGCGGAAGAGAUGGGACGAGGGAGAGACGGGGAGCAGAGAGGAUUGCAUGGGGGAAAAGAAAUCGUCCUUCUCGCCCGUCCCUCUUUUAGAGACAAUUUUACAGGAGUGAGACUGUAUUUUCUUCUCUCAUCCUCAUUAGCAGACUCUUGAGUUUUAUUUUCAUAAAGGAAACCAUCGAAGGGUGUAGUCUUUUCUAAACCAAGAGUUUUGUUGUAAUUUACUGUCGAGAAUUUUUUGGUCUUAGAUUUUCAAAAAAUGGCGUCAGAGUUAAUUCUACUAUAUUUUAUUCCUCCUGCAUAAAUCAAAGUGUUGUUUUUGAUUCAUAUUAUCAAAUUCAUGCUUAUGUCUUUUAUUUUGUUUUAUUGUGAUAUUAAAAAAAGGUGCAGUAUAUAUUUUCAAAUUUUAGCGUUAAUUUGAACAAGAAUCCACGGUGUUUUGCAUUCGGUGUUUGAUUCACUGCUGCUCGCUCACAGUAGAGUUUGUCCACAGGUUAGGUUUUUUUAUUUACACAAAGCAUUGACAGACAAUUUCAGACAAUUUGUGAGCUUGGACCCACGCACUUCUCUCUGGGUGGAAGUAUAUACUCUGAAACACUGGAGCAUCAGAUACAUGAUGUCCAAGCUGCUGUGGUUAUUUAUUUUCUAUCUAUUGGGGGUACAGGGUGCGAUACCUCUGGUUUGGCUCAUAUCCCAGCAAAGUGUUGUGCAUUGGAAUUGGAGGGAUUAAGGGGGCAUGAAAUUAAAAUAGAUAAGAGGGUAUUGAUACAGACAUCAGAUAGAACAUGCUAAGUCCCAGCUCAUAAAACAGCGACACUUUUGACUAUGCAUCUCCAUUUUUACAACCGUUUCUUUCAUGUUUCUGCCAGUUGAAUCUGAAGUCUGCCUCUGUGUACCUCAGCUCUGAAAAAACAAGACGUUUUGUUGGCACUGCCUUUUUCUCUCUCAACAGUUGAACCUUUUAUUUUUGGAAGGCUGGUGUCUUGCAGUUUACAUGUUUAUCUUUUCAGACAUUUUGGCCAAUGAAAAAUAUUCCUGACAUUCAAGGUGUAGAACAUCAUAAGGGUUGUGCCUCUAACUGAUGAUGAUGAUGAUGAUGAUGAUGAUGAUCUUCAGACAAAAUGAUGUGUCUUCGGGACAAAGAAGCCUUUCAGUAUUUCUCUAACACCGGCCAGGGAGCAUGCAAGUGAAUCCAACAAAAUGCAUCUAGUGUGAACCUCUGAUAGAACCAGUCUUAUUUAACAUGGUCACACCCUGUCCAUCAGUUUCCUGUUAGUGAUGAAGCUCGUCUCAAACCCUCAGUACUGUCACUUUGUUCCCGGCAGACUUGACAUUCAACACGUUAUUGAAAGGAUUGUCCGUGCAGUUGAGGUCUGGAUUCCGGUUCGUAAUUUUGUUUGAAAGACCAGGGUGUCAUAUUUUUCCUAGCGUGGCCAUGCCUGUGUAUGUCCCAACCGUGAUAAACUCUCCAAAUAGUAACAACCAUGUGGACUGAAAGGAUGAAACAUUGGACUAUUUAUUUGUAGGCUACAAAAAGAAACCUAUUCAAUAUGUUAAUAAAGAUCGAAAACCUC
This is a messenger RNA of Seriola dumerili (greater amberjack), 3277 nucleotides long. It is a transcript of the gene arfgap2, whose product is annotated as ADP ribosylation factor GTPase activating protein 2. The record is from RefSeq and is a predicted model, not a curated record. Bases 10 to 1614 code for a protein of 534 amino acids. Lineage: Eukaryota; Metazoa; Chordata; Actinopteri; Carangiformes; Carangidae. Gene Ontology annotation, molecular function: GTPase activator activity. The transcript has 16 exons. Gene Ontology annotation, biological process: COPI coating of Golgi vesicle.